AUGGAUAGCACCGAACCAACCUUCAUGAACCCCAUCAUCCGUGGCUUCAAUCCCGAUCCCACAGUCUGCGUCGUUGCCGGCACUACCCAAGAACCAACCCGGUUCUUUCUGAGUACUUCAACUUUCGACUUUACGCCUUCCUGUCCGAUCUACACAUCCACCGACCUCCUGAACUGGAGACUCAUUGGGCACGCACUAACUCGUCCCUCCCAAAUUAACCUCCGCACUGUCGAGCCCGGCGCCGGAUCAUGGGCUUCAACACUGCGCUAUCGACCCUCUGAGAAGCGCUUUUAUCUUACUACCGGCGUAUUUCACAGGUAUAGACCCACCUCUGAUGAAAGGAUCUUCCCACGAGGCUUCUAUGUCUGGACAGACAAUAUCUUCGACGACACCAGGUGGAGCGACCCUGUGUAUUUCGACAACCCAGGCUUCGACCAGGACUUGUUCUGGGACCCGAAUCACAAUGACGAAGUAUACCUAAGCACUACGGUGCGGGUAUCGAAUCGUGAUCCAGCAUCCAGAUUAAAAGACUUCGCAAUUCACAUCUCCGAAAUCGAUAUCAAGACCGGACAGACCCUGACAAUCCCUAAGGUCAUCAGGCAGAGUAAGUUCGGCAUCGCAGAAGGAUCGCACAUCCUCUACAAAGCGCCUUACUACUAUUUGUUCGUCGCAGAAGGUGGGACCGAAGCCGGGCACCAAGAGUGGGUGUUUCGCAGCAAGGACGGUGUGUACGGCCCGUGGGACUCGCAGGGGAAGCCGCUGUGGUAUAACGGGCCAGAUGAGGAGGUACAGCGCACAGGGCACGCUGAUAUCUUCGAAGAUGGGUAUGGGCGGUGGUGGGGCGUCUUCCUGGGGGUUCGGCCAAUCAAGGAUGCGAACGGGAAAUGGUUGGAGCCGCCUUUAGGGAGAGAGACCUUUCUUGUGACGGUGGAGUGGAUCAAUGGAUGGCCUGUCUUUAACGAAGGUGAGAAUGUUAGACUGGUAACGAAGGGUAGGGACCCCAUUACGCAGAGUAUCGAAGAGAGGCGGGUGACUGAAGGAGAAGUGAAGUGGACGGCGGACCUCAGCGGGAAAGACCUGGAGUUGGGUUGGUAUCAGAAGAACACACCGCUGAAGCAAUGCUACUCGCUCAGAGAGCGUCCGGGGUGGCUCCGCCUGUGGGGAAAUUGCUACAACCUUUCUUCGCCGGAAGCACCGUCUAUGCUGCUCCGGAAGCAAACUGAGUACUGCGAGUCUUUUCACGCCACGCUGGACUUCGAACCCACCAUCUUAGGCUAUGAAGCUGGCAUUGUGGCAUAUUGGAGUCCGUUCUCCUACGCCACCAUCGGCGUCGGAACAGUUCAACACGGUGACAAUUACUUCCGGACCAUCGUAUGUCGGAAACCCGAAGGUCAGGCGGGCGCUUUUAAAGUGCUCCAUCCUAUGAUCCAAGAUAGCCCUCUCUGCUCAAGUCAUACCGUGAGACUGUGCGCUGAAGCGUGUAAUGGGACGUACAAACUAUAUGCGAAAGACGAAGACAAGGCCGAAGUCCAGAGCUUCACUUUCACAGCGGAAGAGCUCGCUGUAACCCCGCCCGUUGGCAUGUCGUUUACUGGCACGAUGCUUGGCGUGUAUUCAUUUGGCAACAGUGAGCCGGUGUUGGAACCCGCAGAUUUCACAGAUAUACAUGUGCGAGAGGGAAGGGUAAGGGAGCUGGAAGGUGCGAAGUGGAUCUGGUGA
This is a messenger RNA of Didymosphaeria variabile, 1719 nucleotides long. RefSeq lists its product as uncharacterized. Gene Ontology annotation, biological process: carbohydrate metabolic process. The transcript has a single exon. The record is from RefSeq and is a predicted model, not a curated record. Gene Ontology annotation, molecular function: hydrolase activity, hydrolyzing O-glycosyl compounds. Lineage: Eukaryota; Fungi; Ascomycota; Dothideomycetes; Pleosporales; Didymosphaeriaceae. Bases 1 to 1719 code for a protein of 572 amino acids.